This is a messenger RNA of Pogonomyrmex barbatus (red harvester ant), 2037 nucleotides long. Its product is annotated as E3 ubiquitin-protein ligase RNF14-like. Gene Ontology annotation, molecular function: protein binding; zinc ion binding; ubiquitin-protein transferase activity. Lineage: Eukaryota; Metazoa; Arthropoda; Insecta; Hymenoptera; Formicidae. The record is from RefSeq and is a predicted model, not a curated record. Gene Ontology annotation, biological process: protein ubiquitination.
UCGCUAAUAAUUAUUUACAUAUUUAUAAAUAGUGUUUAUACGGGCAGUAUUGUCAACAAUCAAUUUUGUUAUGUUUCGCUUCGUCGCUCUUAACCUAAUCUUUGCGUAAUAUCACACUGGAAUAACUUAGUGGGCAUUCAAGAUGAUUUGUGAAACCGCCAGCAAUCUUGAACGACAGAAGGAUGAAAUAACAGCUCUUUCCAACAUUUAUAACAAAACAGAAUUUUCCUAUAUGAAGGGCGAGUGUACAAUGUGCUCCUUCAAUAUAUCUUCAAAAUUGCAAAAAUUAAAAAUACAAUUCACUAAUUUUUGUCCUUCCAAUGCUUCUAACGAUAUUUUUGUUGAACACUUGCCGCCAAGCAGAUUGUACACUUACCUUCCGGACACAUAUCCAUCUAAAAAACCGCCAAGUUUUUAUCUCUCCAUUAUGUGGUUGACCCCUUGGGAGACAGCUUUUGUUUGUCAGGAAUUGGACGAAAUAUGGGAAAAGAAUCAAGGCAACGAGAUAAUUUUCUUAUGGCUAUAUUUUCUACAAAACGAUAUUUUUAAUUUCCUAAAUAUACAAGAUACUUUAAAUGUCUCCUUUGCAUAUUUAAAUAACGCAUCGCAGGACGAUGUCAUAUUCGACUAUCAAGUUCAAAUAACCGAUUCCCGCGUUUUAAGUGGUGCAAUGUCGUUAGACAUUAAAAAAUUGUUAGUGUGUUACGACAUGGGGCAACAUAAAGAGCAAUUUCGCAAGAAUUUGUAUACAUGCUACAUAUGCUUCGAGGAAUACAAGGGAGUGGACUGUAUAGAAUUGGAAAACUGUCGGCAUGUCUAUUGUAGAGACUGUAUGGAGAAGCACAUACGAAUCAAGAUUGACGAACGUACUAAUCUAAUAUUGUGUCCGACGUUAGACUGCAGAUACAAAAUAAGUGACAACGACAUUCGGGCUCUUUGUCCAAGUUUGUUCUCGAAGUACGAAGAAAUCAUGUUGCGAAUAACAUUAGAUACUAUGGAUGAUAUGAUAUACUGUCCUCGAAUUUCUUGUCAAUACCCAGUUAUCAAGGAACCUAACGAUACCGCACCAAUCUGUCCUAAUUGCAACUACUGUUUUUGUCUGUUUUGUCGUAAGUUAUACCAUGGACAUGCAUCAUGCGAGAUGACAUCAGAUGAAAUUAUAAAGCUUGUAAACGAAUACAAAAACAGCAAUGACAAGGAGAAGAACAACUUGGAGAAAAAGUACGGUAGACGGCAAAUGCAACUAAUCGAGAAAUGUCUCACGGAUGAAUAUCUCCAAGAUAAUGCCAAGAGUUGUCCGAAAUGUCGCUCUUUCAUUAGUAAAACUGAAGGUUGCAAUAAGAUGAUGUGUACAUAUUGUCAAUGUUAUUUCUGCUGGUUGUGCAACAAGCAGAUAUAUGGAUAUGAGCACUUCAAUACUACUAAUAGUCAAUGUUAUGGACUUUUAUUUGAUGGGAUAGGCAACGAUGAACAGAAUUAUAAUGAGCAUGAUUACAAUGAAUAUGAUUUUGAUGAAUAUGAUUUCGAUGAAUAUGAUUAUAAUGAAUACGAUGAUGAUGAUGAGAUUGAUGAAUUUGACUAGUAUUAGUAUUAGAAUAUGUCAAAUUUGAGAAUUUAUAUAAUCUGUUUUAACAUUUCUGUUCAUAUAUUUAAAUAUGUACAUUUUGUAAAAAUUUUUCGAUCUUUAACGUAAUUAUAAUUUAGAUCCAAAUUGUGACUGAUCUUUGUUUAUAUCUUGUGAUAUGAGAAAAAGUAUUAUAUUAUCAAUUAUUGAUUAUGAAAUUUUGAAUGAAUGUAAUUUACUACUUCUUAUACAUCUUAUAUUAAUAUUAGUUCAAUAUUUUCUUAAAAAAUAUUAACUAUUAUUAAAAUCAAUAAUAGAUAUAUUAUAUAUUUGUACAUUUGUAACAAUAUUGUAACAGAAUAUAUUUUUGUAUCUAAUAUAUAGAAAUCUAAUCUCAUUUGCAUAAAAAGAUAUGAAUAGAUACGUUUUUUUAAAUUUGUUUAUAUCACAUAUUUGUUACUUUGUAAUGUUUA